AUGGAGGCGGGUCAAUCACCAGGCGAGUUGUCACGUCGCGAGCAGCGCGUUCGCGACGAAAUUCGCCAACUCCAAGACCAACGAGCCGCAGCGAUGAGAGAAGAAAUCUCCUCGCUCCACAACGAGAGAGAGAUCGCGUUGGCAAAAAUCUCAACUCUGCAGACGCAACUGGUCGAACUACAGAACGAAAACGAGGUGUUGAGAGGCAACAGAAGCGAAGCAGCGAUCCUCGUGCGUCUGGCGAAAACGGAGCAGGAUUUAUCUCGAGAAAUCGCGAUGAAAAACGAGAUGAGAGGAAAACUGAAGGUCGCGACGCAACACAACGGGCGUCUUUUGAUAAAAGUUAAGAAGCUAGAGAGUCAGUUGAAGGGAAGACCUGUGAUUCUGUUGAAUGAGGGAGGAUUGAAGCUUCGUAGUGCGAGUUUGGGGCAGUUGAGGGAUGAUUUGAACGAGGAAGGCGUGACCGAUAGUGACUGUGACGACGGGGAUGCCCGGAUGAGUAACAAGCGGGUUGAAGUUGAGAUGAGUAGUCGGGGUUGUCAGACUGAUGUUGUUGUGUGCAGAACGGAAGAGUGUCAGACUGAGAGAGUUGCUGAUUUCGUAUCAACAUUGACUCAAACGGAUCCCAAUGAGUUGCCACCAACUGUCCGGAUUCGUUACACAAUACCAGACAACAUACGAGAUGCUCUUGCUGAAGCUCAACAGACGAUCAGCGAACUGCGGCAGCAGUCGGCAGAUUGUCGGUCAGAGUUGAGCAAACGAGAGGAAGAAAUGGAAGAACUAAGAGAAGAAGCUGAGAAAACGAUUGCGGAGAAGAAUACAGAAUUGUUGCUUGAGCAACAGGAAAGAGACUCAAUUGAAGCAGCGUACAAUAAAGUUUGCAGAAAAGUGAAGCACUUGCGAGCCGAGGCUGGUGUUUUACGAUCCGGACUAGAAGAGUUCAGGUCAUGGACGCGACGGAAACUGAAGGCAUUAUCGGAAGAGAUGGACAUUUGUCGUGUCAUUUAUAGUCUUCGAAAUUCCUUGUCUCAGGAGCAAUCAGUUGUUGAGGAAUUGGCAGAGAAGCUUGCUCAACAGCAGAGAAAGACGUCAUCAGCUAACCACGAGAGCCAGAGACUAGCAAAUCAAUUACAAGUAUGCCAGAAACAGAGAGACGAAGCAACAAGCCGAUCAAGAAUGCUUUCUGAUCAAUUGCUGGGAGCUUUGCAGGCCAAAGACGAAGCUCUCUUGUUGGUGAAUCGGAUGCAACAUCGAAGGAAAUCGUCUCAGGGAUCGUGGAUGGAGGGAACGUAUUAGACACAUCAUCAUUACUAUUACUCUGUGAAUCUGCUGACUUACUAGCGACCCGGAGACUUUAUCAAGACGAAUUGCAUUGCACGUUUACUAACAGUACACUACACGUAUGCACUUACAGUAAUGAUUAAUAUUAAUUUUUAUGUUAAAUUUAUUUAUUGACAAAUUUUUCUUGAAAAUCUUGGUGUUUCAUUACCAGUUGCAUGAGCCAUCAAAAUACACACAUAUCACACUGACUGAUGCAACUGGAAUGAACUAAAGUGUGUAAUUCAAGUUUGGUUCUUGCCAGUCAGUAAUGAGUUCUGUAUAGCUUAGGGU
Molecule: messenger RNA, 1611 nt
Organism: Corticium candelabrum
Lineage: Eukaryota; Metazoa; Porifera; Homoscleromorpha; Homosclerophorida; Plakinidae
Product: rootletin-like
Exons: 9
Coding region: 1-1296 (431 amino acids)
Source: RefSeq, a predicted model, not a curated record